This is a messenger RNA of Arabidopsis arenosa, 703 nucleotides long. Lineage: Eukaryota; Viridiplantae; Streptophyta; Magnoliopsida; Brassicales; Brassicaceae. The record is from the annotation of a GenBank genome assembly.
CCCCUUUUGUGUUGAUCGUUAGAGGCGGUUUUAUAGCUGCCAUUAUCUAUGACAAUGAAGACCGUAGAACAUUGAUAGCAAUGGCAUAAGAAGGCGGACAUCUAGGUCCUCUCGAGUCCGUGAGUUCCAUGGUAUGAGCCGGCGAUUGGUGAAAGCAUUGCCAAGUCUUAUAUUCAGUUCGUUUCAUGAAGACAACAUUUACUGCAUUCACUUACACUAUUUGCCUCAAAGACUACACUGUCGGAGACAAGCAGAUAUCUUGCACAAAGACCUGCAACGAUGUUCCGUAAUCGACUUUGUGUUGAUGGAGGCUUGACAUUGUUUAUGCCACCAACAGCUGCUGCUAAAACAGUUCGAGUUUGUGCUUUUUCCGCGGGUAACUUCAAACUAAAGGGUAUUGAGAUCUGCCCAGAUUGCAACCCUUUAAACAGGGCAACAUCUAGACAAGUAAGUGCUCGGUUUCUUCUAAUGAAAUCAUUCUCAUUUUAAGAGUAAGUGUGUUAAUUAGUACUAUAGAUUCUGAUAGUUUUCCAGAAGCUGGCUUUAAAGUCACAAAAAGUUGUACUUCUUAGAUCAAACAAAGCAAAUGGUACAUCACUUUUACUUGGAGUUCUUAUACUUGUAACUUGUUCAUCAAAAAAACAUGUGCUUCGAGGAGUCGCUAUUAGGACCAAAGAAUUCUUAAUAGAGUUUGUCCACAAAU